Molecule: messenger RNA, 524 nt
Organism: Aspergillus steynii IBT 23096
Lineage: Eukaryota; Fungi; Ascomycota; Eurotiomycetes; Eurotiales; Aspergillaceae
Exons: 1
Coding region: 106-432 (108 amino acids)
Source: RefSeq, a predicted model, not a curated record
GACUAAUCUUUUCUUCUUUUUUUCUUUUUAUUCACGUUUUAUCAUUACAUCCUCUUCUAUUUCCCGAGCAGUCUGCCACCCUGUAUUAAUAUCGUUGCUUAUAAUAUGUUUCUCAUGUACAUUUAUCUCUGUUGUCAUGGUUUUUGUUUGGUCAUCUGCAAUUCUUUUGAGCGCAAUCCGGUCACAAUGGUUUUCGCCCCAUUUUUGUACAGAAGGUGUCUCAUCUCAGAUAUGGGCAUCGCUUUGCUACUACUGCAUGUGGAGACAUCCGCGAGUCAUGUUCACUUGCUCUGCUUCACUCCCAAAAUCUUUGCUGGCGUUUCAUCUCAUUUGCUCCAUUUAUGGGUCUCCGUCAUAUUGUUUCAUCGUUGCCUCGGUUCUAUGCGAGAUGCGUGUCGGCAACCGCGGAUUUUUAAUGUAUUUACUGAAUGAUGCCGGCGCAGGUUUUUCUUCAUGGCUAUGAUUUCUUGCGCUUUUCUCAUAGAUAUGUUGUUGAUUUAUGAUUUAUCUAGAUUUGUUCGUCG